AACACGCCUGUUUUCAACCUUCUCCCUGACUCUACCAGUGUCCCACUCCCACCCUCUAUCUCUGUAUCUUUCUCUCGCGGAAAAGAGUUUACGUUAUCAAUGGAGCACGAAAGCUGACGCUAUAUUUUUCUCGAGAAAAUCACAUUUCACCAGGAAGGAAACCUGCAUAUUAAUCAGAAUGACAGUUGAAUGUUUUAGAACUUGUCAUGCCAAGUGUUACUGGGAUCUUGUUGCAAGCCAUUCAGCAUUUUAGACAAGUUUUUGUUUGUUCAUAAAGAGAUUUGGGGAAGAGGUGCAGAAAGUUGGAAGGUUCAUUAUUAGGGAUUUAUGCUUUCUUGCCUUCUAAGCUGACCACCUGACUUAGAUGGAUGUUACCUCUCAGGAAAGAAAUCGAAACGCUCAAACUGACCAAUACCCUUUGCUGAUGGAGCGGAUGGAAAGCCAUAACAUUCAUCAGCACAUAAUUGACGUAUCUAGAAAUGAUGAUGCCUCAUCAAGCUCCUCUCAUGACGAACAGCCAGCCAGAAUGGAUUCAACUCAGCAUGAAGAUAGACCAUCCAAUAGCACACAAGUCCCCACUUAUCAAACAUCUCUGUCUUCAUCAAAUAGAUUAAACUUUAGGACUUCCUCAUUCAGGAGAAGAGGUGAUGGCUAUGGUCGUCGCCGUAGGAGCCCAUUGAAUUCUGGGCUAUGGAUUUCUGUUGAGUUAGUUGUCACUGUGAGUCAAAUUAUAGCAUCCAUCGUUGUUUUGUCGUUGUCAAGAAAUGAAAAUCCACAAACUCCAUUGUUUGCAUGGGUUGUGGGUUAUGCCUUCGGCUGUGUUGCAACACUUCCUAUUCUUUACUGGCGUUAUCGUUACCGCAACCAGGGAACUGACCAAGAUUCUACUCAAUCACAUCAACUUCAAGGCUCUUCUCAUACCAAUACUCCAGAACCUACAUCUUAUACUGCUAUCUCUGUCACUCAAUCUCUAGAUGAGGAAAAUAUCCAGACCUCAGAGAAUUUAUCAAGGAACAACCAAAGUGGAACCUUAAGUACACGACUCAAUGGAUUGGUGGACCAUUUCAAGAUGGCCUUAGAUUGCUUUUUUGCAGUCUGGUUUGUUGUGGGCAAUGUGUGGAUAUUUGGAGGUCACUCUUCACCCUCUGAUGCUCCCAAGUUGUAUAGAUUAUGUAUAGUGUUUCUUACCUUCAGCUGUAUUGGAUAUGCCAUGCCUUUCAUACUAUGUGCAACGAUUUGUUGCUGCUUGCCUUGCAUAAUUUCUGUUUUGGGCAUUCGUGAGGAUCUUUCUCAGACUAGAGGAGCAACCUCAGAAUCUAUAAAUGCUCUGCCGACCUACAAGUUCAAGUUGAAGAAAAAAGGCAAUGUUGAGGAUCAGGAAAUCAACACAGGAGCGAAUGAGGGUGGGGUCUUGGCCUUGGGAACAGACAAGGAACGGGACAUAUCAGGAGAGGAUGCACUUUGUUGUAUAUGCUUGGCCAAAUAUGUGGAUGAUGAUGAGCUGAGGGAGCUGCCCUGCGCUCAUGUCUUUCACGUUGAGUGCGUUGACAAAUGGUUAAAGAUCAAUGCAUUAUGUCCCCUUUGUAAAAGUGAGGUUGGUGAGUGCAUUGUCGCCUCAUCUUAGCCUAAGACUUCAUCCAGCGCUAGAGUGAAGAGGACGGAAAGGGUUCAGCCAUAGGUGGGGGGCUUUGUGUUAUGAUGGUUCAAAUCUUAAAACUCCAGUUGUUAAAAUGUCACACCGUAUGCGAAAGCCCUUGCCAAAUUCCAUUUUGGUAGCCAGAGCAGCUGCGAGCUAGGUGGUUUCUACCCCAGAAUUAGUUAAGGCUAAGCAACUCGCUACCCU
Molecule: messenger RNA, 1843 nt
Organism: Juglans microcarpa x Juglans regia
Lineage: Eukaryota; Viridiplantae; Streptophyta; Magnoliopsida; Fagales; Juglandaceae
Product: E3 ubiquitin-protein ligase At1g63170-like
Exons: 5
Coding region: 365-1624 (419 amino acids)
Source: RefSeq, a predicted model, not a curated record